Molecule: messenger RNA, 4959 nt
Organism: Herpailurus yagouaroundi (jaguarundi)
Lineage: Eukaryota; Metazoa; Chordata; Mammalia; Carnivora; Felidae
Gene: MUCL3
Product: mucin like 3
Exons: 3
Coding region: 757-3897 (1046 amino acids)
Source: RefSeq, a predicted model, not a curated record
CCCCUGUACACCAAGCAUCUCUACCAAAGAACUCAGCCUCCGUUCCCAUCUGCGUCCCUGGUGAGGUGUGUGAUGUUGGGUCCUGGGCUUCUGUAUCAGUCUUGUAGCUUGUCUCUGUCACUGUCCCCACUGUAUCCACAUCUUGUGUCAUCUCUGGACAUCUGGAAGCACCUGUCUCUGCAGUAGUGGACCAUGUGAGGUCUUUCCGCUUCUUUGCUCUUUCACCUGAUACUCAUGGAUGACUCCACCCAUGGCAAAAAGAGUGACCAUGUGUGAAUAAGGGGUGUGGAAAACAGGGCUGAUGCGAGAGAAGUGGAAGGGCAAAUGUGAAGCUGGAGAACCAGACUGUGAAUCUCCUCCCAGAACCUGAGCACCCAAUCACCCCCCCCCCCCCCGCAUCUGCCUCACCCAUCAGAGCCCAGUCCUUUUAGAACCCAGCAAUAUGCUCCCUAUCUCCUCAGAGCCCUGGAGGCUGCCCCCACCCAGUCCCCUCUCCCUCUGCUGGGGCUGGGUCAGGAGUCUGCCCAUUCUGUAUUCCUUUUCCCAGAUCCCACCCAUUCAGCAGGCGCCCAGGUGCUUGGCUCUGUGACACAGCAGUUGCGGUCUCUUGUUAUCAGGGCACCCUUGUGGGGUGGGGCGGUUCCAUUUACUUAAGGUUGAGACCUGGGGGGCCCCAGCCCUCAUGACGUCAAACAUGGAUCCAUUUAAGCUGAGAGGACCCCAGCCCAUGGUCCCUAGCAGCUGUCCAACUCCAACAUGGCCCAGCCAGCCCACUGCAUCCGCUCCACCUUUGGCCUCCACUGCUGCCUCAUCUUCCUUUUAGCUUCUCAGGAGGCAGGUGCUAUCACAUUUCAAGAACUUCAGAAAACUGGUGAUUCCCCAGCAUCUGAUAAUUUGUUCCCUCCUAUUUCAGGCUUUGUUUAUAGUGCACCCCCUGAUCAUACUGCUCUUCAGUCAAGCCAUAGCCCUCUAGACCUCACUAAAUCUACAGAAACCCAUAAUCUAAAACGCAAUUGCAACACUACACACCAUCUCAAGCCGAUUUACAAACACAUAGGUAAUUCCCAAAACUCUACAAGUCAUCAUGAAGUUCUUCCUACUUCUGAAAAAACCCCGAGCAAUCAAGGAAGAGACCCAAAUGUUCGGAAUGGACGGUCUAUUGAUCCUACUGACUCUACUAACACACAUAAAGGAUCGUCUGGUGUAAAAUAUCCAACGUCAGCACCCAAGAUCAAAACAACUUGCCUUAGGUUCAAAUCAGUUAUAGGAACAGAUAAAAGUGUAACAUCUUCGAGAAACAUUACUUCAGAGAGUAAAAGCGCUACUUCACAGAAGACCAUAAAUCCUGUCUACAACUCAGGAAAUUCGGAGAGCAAAAAAAUACCUAUGUAUUCCUCAGGCAAAAGCACAACAGCCCCAUCAGAUGAGGUUACAAGAACCCCACGAAGGUCAGAAAGAGCUGGAGAUCAUACAAUAGCUGCUAAUCUCAGAACUACAGUUGCCUCAGGCACAACAAUGAUGAAGACUACAGGACAUAUAAACAGGACAUCACCCAUUGAAAAGACCACACAAAUACCAGCAACACUUAGAGAACAUGGACACAGCACCAUAUCAGCUCAUAUAAAUAUCACAAAAUCACUAGAAAACUCACUAGAACAUGGAAAAGUAGCCACAUUGCCUUAUGAGAAGACUCCGGGAGUCCCAACAGAAUCUACAAAAUAUGGAGAAGAGACUACAUCAACCAAUAAGAAAACCACACUAACCCCCCAAAAGUCCAAGAAACAUGGACAGAACACCACUCCGGACAGCAGAAGGAUCACAAGGGCCCCAGAAGGGCCCACUGACUAUGGUGAGAAGACAACCCCCGCCAAUGGGAAGACCAUGAGAGCCCCAGCAGGGCCCAAGGACCAUGGGAAGACCACCCCAGCCAACAGGGAGGUCACAAGACCCGUGGAAGGGCCUAAGAAUCAUGAGAAGAAGACCACUACAGUCAACGGGAAGACCACAAAUGCCCCAGAAAGCCCCAAGGGUCAUGGGGAGAAGACUACAUCAGCCAACGUGAUGAUCACAAGAACCCUAGAAGGGCCCAAGGACUAUGGGGAGAAGACCACCCCAGCCAAUGGGAAGACCAUGAGAUCCCCAUCAGGGUUCAAGGACCAUGAGAAGAUCACCCCAGCCAACAAGGAAAUCACAAGAUCCCCGGAAGGGCCUAAGGAUCAUGAGAAGAAGACCACUACAGUCAACAGGAAGAUCACAAGUGCCCCAGAAGGCCCCAAGGGACAUGAUGAGAAGACUACAUCAGCCAAUGGGGUGACCACAAGUGUCCCAGAAGGGCCCAAGGAACAUGAGGAAAAGACCACAAGAACUCCAGAAGGGCCCAAGGACCACAGGGAGAAGACCACCACAGUCAGGAAGAUCACAAGUGCCCCAGAAAGGUCCAAGAACCAUGAGGAAAGGACUACACCUGCCAAUGGGAUGAUCACGAGAGCCCCAGAAGGCCACAAGGAAUAUGGGAAGAAAACCACAAGAACCCUAGAAGGGCCCAAGGCCUCUGGUGAGAAGACAACGCCAGCUAAUGGGAAGACCACGGGAGCCCCAGAAGGGCCUGAGAACCAUGGGGGGAAGACCACUAGAGCCCUAGAAAGGACCAAGGACCACAGGGAGAAAAACACCCUGGCCAAUGGGAAGACGACAAGAGCCCCAGAAGGGCCCACGGACCAUAGGGGGAAGACCACUAGAGCCCUAGAAGGGAUCAAAGACUAUGGUGAGAAGACAACCCUAGCCAAUGGGAAGACGAUGAGUGCCCCAGAAGGGCCCAAGGACCAUGGGAAGACCACCCCAGCCAACAGGGAGACCACAAGAGCCCUGGAAGGUCCCAAGCAUCAUGGGGAGAAGACCACCACAGUCAACAGGAAGACCACUAGAGUCCUAGGGGGGCCCAACGACCAUAAGGAGAAGACCACCCUGGCCAAUGGUAAGACCACAAGAGUCCCAGAAGGGUCCAAGGAUGAUGGGGGUAAGACCACCAGAGCCCUACAAGGGUCCAAGGACCAUGGGGAGAAGAACACAACAGUCAAUGGGAUGACCACGAGAGCCCCAGAAGGCCCCAAGGACCAUGAGGGGAAGACCACUAGAGCCCUAGAAGAGCCCAAGAACCAUGGGGAGAAGAACACAACGGUCAAUGGGAAGACCACAAGAGCCCCAGGAAUUCCCACAGACCAUGGGGAGAAGAUCAUCUCGGCCAACAGCAAUACCACAAGAGCCCCAGAGAGGCCCAAAGAACAUGGAGAAAAUGCCACUCCAGCCAAUAAGAAGACAACAAGAACUCAAGCCAAAUCUAUAAAACAUGGAGUAAAGGCCACAUUGGCCACUGAGACCACAAAACCCCCAAGAAAACCUAAAGAAAGUGUAGGAAAAAACACAGCUCCCACAGAGACUAUAAGACCUCCAUUCAAUGUCACAGGAGACAAAUCUGUCACUAAUACCUCUCCUGGUUCAAAUAAAACUGAUGUUACCUAUGGGGUACCCAUUGGUUCUUUUACACUCACCACAUCUCACAUAGAGCUGAGUUCCAUCAUGUCAGAAGCCCCAGGCAACCAAAACCAUCCAUAUCAGAACAAAGAUGGCUCACAGGGAGGUCUUCGUGCUGGAGGAAUGAGGGAGAAUGAUUCAUUCCCUGCAUGGGCCAUAGUUAUUGUGGUCCUGGUGGCUGUGAUUCUCUUCCUGGUGUUCCUUGGCCUUAUCUUCUUGAUUGCCUGUACGAUGAAAACACGCCGUGCACUGGUCCAAAACACAGAGGACAAUGACCCAGAGGAUGAUGGGGGCCCUAAUUCCUACCCAGUCUACCUGAUGGAGCAGCAGACUCUUGGCAAGGGCCAGAUCCCUUCCCCACGGUGAUCCUUCAGAAAGGUCCCAGCUCUUCCAUGUCCUUCCUAAGAUGAGGAAUUAGACUCACCAUUCCUAUUUCCUGGACACCAGGAAGGGCAGAGUACUGGCAGUUAACAGCAUUAACUCUUCAUCAGCUGUGUUCUUAUUGAAACUGGUCAAGGGAUGAGGUGAUAAGCAAGAAGGAGAAGCAAGAAGGGAGAUAAAGAAGAAAGAAUGAAUAAUGCAAGUGUUCUCUGCAGAAGAUGGUGGUCUUGGAAUGAAAACAUGUUUGAUGGACACAUGGGGUAGACACCAACAUAGGACACUGAGUCUUGGGAGGAGCAGCAUGACUAAAGGAAGUUUGGGGGCCUUAGAAGGCAAUGCCCCAUAUCUGACUGUGAGUUGGAGAUUGAGGACAGAGUUCCUGGGUGUCAGGACCAAUCUAUAAUAUUUCCAUGUACUAUUACUUAGAUGUUGUGUAUAAGCAGGCUCGUCUUUGACUUCCCAGGACACUUGCCUACCUCCUUUUUAAAAUGAAAAAAGUAGAAUCUGAGAAGAAAAGAGAACUUAUUUCCUUCACCUUCUCUAUACCAAGGAGAAAGGAAAAUUCCAGAAAAGAUAAUAAAUGUCUCUCAUCCAGAUGGUUCUUCCCUCUUCCUUCUGAAUCCUUUAGUUUUUUCUAAAUGUCUACAGUAGACAUCCUGCUGGUCUGGCUUUCUGGGUUGUGGGUGGCACAGAGGGAGGGAUUUUUGUGUGGUCUGCAGUCUUAUCCAUUUAUCCCCAUUCCAGACUGUCCCUGAUGGUGUUCCCCACUCAUUAUUUAUUUUCCUGUCAGUUCUACCAAAAGCCAGUCCAGGCUUUUUUCUGGAAGAGUCACUUGCCUUCUCCACUGCCCCCAUUCUCUCUCUACUCACACUUUCACCCCAGAUUUUGAUAUUCCCCCUUGUAGGCAUAUCAUCUGGAUUUUCUCUCCAACUAUUAAAGCCCUUUCACCUAUUACUGAUUUGGCAUAGUGGAAAGAAUGAACAGAUAAUAGAUAGCUUCCUAUCUAUUGGUCUUUUUAUAAUAAAGUAGAAAAUAUUUGUAAAGUAA